GCCAGUCGAGGAGCUACGCCCGACAAGCACAUACGCCGCACGCAGACGUCGCCGCCAAAACACACACGCGACAACCACACCAUCUCCGAGUCUGCACUAUUCCAUUCAUACUUCUGAGGCGACGCGGCUCCUAGACUUCUCAACACCACGCCGAAUCCUCUUGCGUACCGUUCUCCCCGCGGCUCACUCCUCAUCCUGUCACAACAGUCUUGCGCGCGAUACACCAAGCCAGCCGGCCUCGACAUCCCGGCGCCCGCCCCCAACGCUGAACCGCUCAACCCCGGUCCGCCCACGGAUGGAAGGAAUGGUAGCGGCUGGUGGACGCCGAUAAUGCAGUCAUGUCGGGCACCACGAUCGACGACGUCGUAAGACGGCUUAGUUCCGCAGACACAGAAACCAGACUGAAGCUCGAGGCCGCAACAACCUUACGCGACAGCCUGGAUCACUAUACUAGUGGGCCGAUCUAUUCACCUUUCCUCAAACGGCUCAUGCCCAUCUUCAUCAACAUCUUGCGCGGACCAUGCAUUUUUCAGAGCAACUCCCCGGAGCAGAAACUUCGGCACUGCAUUCUCGAGGUCCUCCACCGACUCCCCACCGCCCCUGCUCCCGCCGAGCCUUUCGAACCUUUCGCCGAAGAGAUAUGCGACUUGCUCAUGCAACUUGUCCGGACGGACAACGAGGACAAUGCGACCUUGUGUGUCAAAGUCACGUCAGACAUCAUGCGGCACCAGCCCAAGGUCCUGCAAGGCAAGGUUCAACAGUUCCUUUCCCUGAUUCAGGAGCUGUUCGAGCAGAUGGAAAAGGUCGUGCGUGAGCAGCUGGACAAUGCGCCGCCCGCCGCCGGCUCUCAAUCUGGGGCCCCAUCGACACCAGGCAGCACCCAGACCAACUUUCAGUCGCCGCGACCAGGCUCACCGGUGGCGUCGGUCACAGAUCUGGGCGCCGAUCCCCAGCAGCAAAACCGGCCCCUUUUGAAAGGCAUGCAGUCGUUUAAGGUGCUGUCUGAAUGCCCCAUCAUUGUUGUCUCGAUAUUUCAGAUCUAUCGAAAUACGGUGUCGCAAAAUGUCAAGGCCUUUGUCCCCUUGAUCAAGAACGUUCUGCUCCUUCAGGCGAGUGCUCAGAAGCAAGCACAUGCCGACGCCGCGGCAAAGGGGCAGAUUCAUACCGGUGUCAGCCCCGCAGUGAAGAACAGGGCAGCGUUCGGCGAGUUUAUCACGGCGCAGGUCAAGACAAUGAGUUUCUUGGCGUAUCUUCUGCGCCAGUACUCAGCGCACUUGAACGACUUUUUGCCCACGCUGCCAGAUGUGGUCGUGAGACUGCUCAAGGACUGUCCUCGCGAGAAGUCCGGCACCCGAAAGGAGCUUCUCAUCGCUAUCCGACAUAUCAUCAACUACAAUUUCAGGAAAAUCUUCCUGCCGAAGAUUGACGAGCUGUUAGACGAACGGACCUUGACUGGCGAUGGGUUGACCGUAUACGAAACCAUGCGGCCUUUGGCGUAUAGCAUGUUGGCGGACCUCAUUCACCACGUACGAGAUUCUCUGAGUCCGGAACAGAUCCGCAAGACUGUCGAGGUGUACACGCGGAAUCUGCAAGACAACUUCCCUGGUACCAGCUUCCAGACGAUGAGCGCCAAGCUCCUGUUGAACAUGGCAGAGUGCAUUGCGAAGCUGCCUAACAAGGUCGAUGCUCGGCACUAUCUUAUCAUGAUAUUGAAUGCCAUCGGCGACAAGUUUGCUGCGAUGAACCGCCAAUACCCCAACGCGGUCAAGCUGUCGAAGCAGUACCAUCAACAGGCAUACACGGGCGCGACAGAAUCGUAUCUGGCGGACAAGGAAAACCGACCGGACUGGGACGAGACCGACAUAUUUUCGGCUGUGCCCAUCAAGAUCUCUAACCCGCGUGACCGAGGCGCCGACCCUGUGGUGGACAACAAAUUCCUGUUCCGCAACUUGAUGAACGGUCUCAAGAACACCUUCUAUCAGCUGAGGACUUGCAAUAUCGGUACGCCGAUUGACCCACAGAUUGCACCCUCUCAUUGGCAGGAUGUCUCCUACGGCUUCACAGCCGAAGAGGUCAAUGUCAUCAUCAAACUGUUUCGGGAGGGAGCCUACGUUUUUCGGUAUUAUGAGAUCGAGAAGCCUGCCACCGAGUCUCAGUACAUGUCACCUGUGGAGUACAUGGCAAACUUUUACAUGGUCUCUAGCAGUAAAGAGGAGAAGGAUUUGCUGGAGACGUUUGCCACAGUCUUCCACUGCAUUGACCCUGCAACAUUUCAUGAGGUGUUUCAGCAGGAGAUUCCACGACUUUACGACAUGAUCUUUGAGCACACGGCGCUUUUACAUAUACCCCAAUUUUUUCUUGCAAGCGAGGCGACCUCACCUAGCUUUUGCGGCAUGCUCUUGCAGUUUCUCAUGGAGCGCAUCGACCAGGUCGGAUCGGCGGAUGUCAAGAAGUCGUCGAUCUUGUUGCGGCUUUUCAAGCUGGCGUUCAUGGCCGUCACCCUGUUUGCCGGACAGAACGAGCAGGUCCUGCUCCCUCACGUCGUCAGUAUCGUGACCAAGUCUAUCGAGCUGUCGACAAAGGCCGAGGAGCCCAUCAACUACUUCCUUCUGCUACGUAGUUUGUUCAGAAGCAUUGGUGGUGGCAAGUUCGAGCAGCUCUAUAAGCAAAUCCUGCCGUUGCUGGAGAUGUUGCUCGGCGUCCUCAACAACUUGCUUAUGGCCGCGAGGAAGCCUUCCGAACGGGACCUGUACGUCGAGCUAUGCUUGACGGUGCCUGCCCGGCUCAGCCAUCUGCUUCCUCACCUGAGUUUUCUCAUGCGACCCCUUGUCGUCGCCCUGCGGGCUGGCACGGAGCUCGUCGGUCAGGGUUUGCGGACCUUGGAGCUGUGCGUGGACAACCUGACGGCGGAUUAUCUGGAUCCCAUUAUGGCGCCUGUCAUCGAUGAGCUUAUGACCGCACUCUUCAACCAUCUCAAGCCGCAUCCUUAUAGUCACUUCCACGCUCACACAACCAUGAGGAUUCUUGGCAAACUGGGGGGGCGCAAUCGCAAGUUCAUGACUGGCGCUGUGCCGCUCGCAUACAAGGCAUAUGCCGAUGAUUCAUCAAGCUUCGAUGUCCGUCUUAUUGGGUCCAAGAAGGACCGUGCGUUCCCUGUUGAUCUGGGCAUCGAGUUCGCCAUUUCGAAACUCAUGGAGAUACCCAAAGUCGGCAAAACCAACCAGAAUCGCAACAACGACGAAUAUUACAAGAAGCAGGCUCUGCAUUUGAUCAAGGCGCAGCUCAAGCUCCGGAUUGGGUAUGAUCAGUUACCCGACGACCUCCCCAGGAUCGUCCGACUUGAGGCCCAAGAUCUCCUAGCUCGAAAGGUGGAUAUCAACUUCGCGCCGUUUGAAGUGUCAAACCGCGAGAGGUCCAUCUCGAAGAAGGACGAGCAAGAUGACAUCACCAAGAAGCUUCUGAAGGCUAUCAUGUUCGCCGAGUCGAUCCCAGAGUUCAAGGACAAUGCAGAUGGCUUCCUUCUCGAUGUCUGCCGACAUUUUGCCCUCAUCGAGGUUGGACGGGCGCUCGUGGACCUGAAACGAACCUGCACUCCUUUUGACCCCAAAGCUGGCGAAGGCCCGCUGACCAUUGACACGAGAGUAUUGUCCGAGGCUAUUGUUGAAUCUCUGGCUUCCGACCACCCUGAUGUGCGGGAAGCUGCCAAGGGCGCAAUUCGCGAACUGUAUAAGAGCACGGCCAUAAUCAUGGGCGCCGAGAGUAACGUCGGGCGGCUUCCCCUCUUCAGCCACCUCUGCAGCACUUUCUGCCACAGCUGCUACGAAGAGGAGUGGUACACCAAGACUGGCGGCAGCCUCGGCAUUAACUUCUUGCUCACUGAGCUGGACUUUGGCGACGCGUGGAUCGCCUCGAAGCAGACCGAGUUCAUCCGCGCCCUCAUGUAUGUCAUCAAGGACAUGCCUCAGGACCUACCCGAGAAGACAAGGUGCCUAGCGCAAACAAGUCUCGAGGUUCUCUUGACACGCAUCACCAAGAACAUUAAGAAGGAAGACGCUUUGCCAGUGCCGCAGCCUGCUGGACAGCCCCCCGUCAAACAGCCUCGCCUCGCGCAGAUUUGCAUGCAAUUCAACAAUGAGCUCUCCCACAUGAACAAGUUUGUUCGUGAGACUGCCAAGCAGUCUCUAGAGCUCAUUGCCAAAGCGGCCGACUGCCAGGUAUGGGAGAUUGUCGAGCCGUACAAAGAGCGCUUCCUCCAACCCAUCUACGCCAAGCCGUUGAGAGCUUUGCCCUUCAGCACCCAAAUCGGAUACAUCAACGCCAUGACGUACCACAUGGGCCUGAAGGAAAACUGGGUCAAAUUUGACGAUAACUUGAACCGACUCCUUAUGGAGUCAUUGGCUCUCGCUGACGCGAACGACGAGUCUUUGGCAAAUAAGCCUGCCGAGUUUCGGACGCACGAGCACAUCGUCAACCUGCGCGUGUCGUGCAUCCGACUGCUGAGCACUGCGAUGAACAUUGAAGAAUUCUCAAACAGCCCUACUAAGGGCAAGAUCCUAUCGGUGUUCUUCAAAUGCUUGUAUUCGGAGUCGAAGCCCACCAUCGAUGCUGCAAACGAUGCGCUCAAGUCUGUUCUUGCUGUCGACCGCCGCCUGCCCAAAGAUUUGCUGCAAGGCGGUCUCCGGCCCGUCCUGCAGAGCCUUUCGGAUCCCAAGAGGCUCAGUGUGCACGGGUUGGACAACCUCUCUAGACUUCUCAAGUUGCUUACAAGCUACUUCAAAGUCGAGAUUGGUGCUCGAUUGCUCGAUCAGAUCGACUCUAUCGUGGAGCCGAACGCCUGGCAACAAAUUUCGUUCACCUUCUUUGAACAGCACCCUCAGAUGAAGGUCAUCACUGCUAUUUUUAACAUCUUCCAUUUGCUGCCGCCGCCCGCCGAAGCGUUUAAAGAGCGUCUUAUUGACUGCUUCUUGGGUCUGGAAGAGCGGCUCCGCCGGACGAUCCAAAGUCCAUUUCGCGCUCCCAUGUACAUGUAUCUCAACAGAUACCCCAAAGAGGUUUGGGGUUAUCUCCUUGGGAAACUGGACGAUCUCAAGUACGGACGGCUUCUGGCUCAAGUGCUUUGCCAUCCGGACAGCACGGCACUCAGAGAUGUUGCCACCGAGGACAUGGAAGGACUGAUCAACAAAUGCAAUGCUAUCAUGGCACAGAACAACGAGAAGAAGUUUGUGGCUGUUGUCAACACGAUCCAUGUCCUUGACUCCCUCAGUCGUUGGCCGGCCAAUAGCAGUUGGAUGGACAAGAAGGAAAAUAUUGCUUGGCUCAAGACGACGGGCAAAGACCUCGAGACUCAUCUGCGAAGCUACACUCUACCGGCAACUCUUCGUUUGCCGGCGUACCAGGCUGCGGAGCAGCUCAUGAACGUUCUGGUCAAGUCGUUGAAACGCAACCCGAAGGACCUGGACUCGUUGCUCAAUCUGGUCGAGUCUGUGACGAGCGAUGAGCUCCGCUCUACACAGUCUCUGUUCUCGUUCAUCUACGAGAACAUCAUUACCAGUGACUCGGUCGAGUUUUGGAAGACGACUUUCCUGAGGUGUCUGGAAACAUAUUCUGGAAAAGUCGCAUCUAACAAGACCAAAUACUUCCUGCUGCACUACAUCGUGAACCCAAUUGUUGCGAUGGACGUCAUGCGACAUUGGAAUCAUCCCGAACCGAACCGAGCCCUGCGCCUGAUGGAUCGGGCUGUCAUUGAUGCUGUCAGCACCAAGAUUUGGAAAGUCCAUCCCGAAAUGGCGCCCGACGACCAGGCGCAGCCUGGUAUUGACCACACUAGGUUUGAGGUUCUCCAGCUGUCAGCCAUGCUUGUCAAAUAUUACCACACAACGCUCCAAGAGGCGCGCAAGGACAUCAUCAAGUUUGGCUGGACCUUCAUUCGCCUGGAUGAUGUUAUCAACAAACAUGCAGCGUAUGUGGUCAUCGGUUACUUCAUCGCCCACUACGAGACACCGCCCAAGAUCGUCAGCCAGGUUUAUCUCUCGCUGUUGAAAACUAAUCAGAAUGAGGGAAGAGCGUUGGUGACGCAAGCGCUGGAGCUUAUUGCCCCGGUCCUACCGAAACGUUGUGGCGGCACCGGCGUCAACGAGCGUAAUGCGCCUUGGGCUGUUGCUCCACGUCGCAUACUUGCGGACGAGGGCCAAAACGUGCAACAGAUGACCAGCAUUUUCCACUUCCUAGUUCGGCAUCCCGAGCUGUUCUACGAGGCGCGGGACAAGUACAUCAUUCUUCUCAUCACCUCUCUCAGGAAGGUGGCAGCGCCACCUAACCCGUCUCACGAAAGCAAAAAACUCGCCUUGAAUAUGAUGUGGCUCGUGUGGACGUGGGAGCAAUGGCGCGUUGAUGGCAAAGGCUCACCGAUCCUGGCAACGCGCGACUUAUCCCAGUCGCCUGCUUCGAGGAAGCGGAAACUAGAAGCCGACCAGGCCAUGUCUUCGCCUAGCGAGACACGGCAGCCAGCGCCGGGUGAGCGGAACGAGUACCAAAUCCAGCCCGUAUUCCGGCAGAAGAUGGUCAAGUACCUCGUCGAGUUCAUCGCGCAGCUGAAUGAACGGUAUCAGCUGCCAUCUGCCAAACCCCGGGAUCACAACGCCACGACGGUUCCGUUGCCGCCCCCGAACACAGAUCUCUGUAAGAGGGCCAUGAAACUGCUUUACAAUCUUAUGCAGCCGCAGUAUUGGGGCGAUCUCGAGCUGGAUUUGUUCCCCAACGUCACCGAUGUCAUUCUCGCCAGCGACAAGACGCAGGCCAUCUUGACUGCCGACCCGUCCGACAAGGAGAAGUACGACGAGAGAUUUCUCACAAACAUCAUCAACACAUUGCAGGUUGUGCGCAUUGUGCUGAAUUUCAAGACCGAUGAGUGGAUUCAAAAACACGUUUCAGCGGUCCAGAAGGUUUUGGAGAAGUGUUUGAAGUGCGAGAACCCUGAAAUCCAGGACUGCCUUCAUCUCUCAGACAAGGCUUAUGACGAUGGACGAGACCUGAAGUCCAUCAUCAAACGUGUUCUCGACGCGGUGCCAGAGGAUACUCCGAUGGAAGAUGCGGAUGCUGAAGGCGAGUCGGAAGUCCAGACGUCGGAGAUCAUUACAUACCUCUCCCAGGCUGCCACGGAGGCUAUGAACAGCACCUCCUACAUUUCCGGUGUAAAUCUUCUUUGGUCAAUUGGAGACCGGAAGCCAGCUGUUAUCGACCAGCACAUUCCGUCCUUGAUGAAGGCGCUGCAGAGCAAGCACGCCCGCGAACACGUCCAACAUUAUAAUGCGGUCGCAAGCCAGGCUGCCAAUGCAAACAACCGCGGUCAAGACAGCAGCGCAACCCCGGGCGAGAUGUCGACGUAUGAUCUGGAUAUUCAGACCAAGCUCAUGAUCAAGGAGAUCCAGACCGUGGCGCUGAGGAUGGAGCAUCUUGGGGAUAAUAGAAGACCGUUCCUGAGUGUAUUAGCCACGCUGGUCGAAAAGUCCAUGCACAUCGAGCUGUGCACCGAGAUUCUCAACAUGGUCGAGGGCUGGGUGUUCCGCUCGGAGGGAACGUGGCCUACGCUCAAGGAGAAGACGGCCGUGCUGCAUAAGAUGCUGUCGUUCGAGCACAGGCAGGACCCGACCAUGCUGUCCAGAUUUCUGGAGCUGGUGAUUCGAAUCUACGAAGACCCGAAAAUCACUCGGACUGAGUUGACCGUGCGCAUGGAGCAUGCGUUCCUCAUAGGCACAAGGGCUGCCGACGUCGACAUGCGCAAUCGGUUCAUGGCGAUUUUCGACAAGAGCUUGUCGAAGACGGCCAGUGUUCGCCUUUCCUACGUCCUGACUGCGCAGAACUGGGACACUUUGGCCGACUCCUACUGGCUUGCACAGGCAUCGCAACUGCUUCUCGGCGCUAUCGAACAGAACACGAGCAUCCAGCUCCAUCCAGAGGAUUUCCAUGUCCUUUCUGCGUCGCAACUGGCCGCCAUCUAUCCCAAGGACAAGGACUCAAGGGAGCCUAAUAUGAUGCCUGAUGACAAGUUCGAUGCCUUCAUGGCGGGACACCGCAGAUUUGUAGCGGAGCUUGGCGAGGUCAAGGUUCGGGACGUCAUCGAGCCCCUGGCCCAACUGCAGCAUGCAGACACGCAGCUCGCGCAUCAGAUUUGGGUGGCCCUUUUCCCUCUUUUCUGGUCUGCCACGGCUCGAGAUGAGAGGCCCGACCUUCAGCACGGCAUGGUGGCUUUACUUACGAAAGACUAUCACAGCCGCCAGAUUGAGAAGCGGCCCAACGUGGUGCAGUCCUUGAUAGAAGGAACCGCGAAGAACUGGCCAGAGUGCAAGCUGCCGCCACACGUUCUGAAGUUUGAGGCGAAGACCUACGACGCAUGGUACACGGCUCUGGUGCAACUCGAAAAUGCCGCGAUCCACUCUGAGGCCGACUCUGCCACUGUUCGCGAGAGCAACCUAGACGCACUCAUUGAUCUCUACGCGUCUCUUUCCGAGGAUGAUCUCUUCUAUGGCACGUGGCGACGACGGUGUCAGUUCGUCGAAACCAAUGCUGGCCUGUCUUACGAGCAGAACGGCAUGUGGGACAAAGCCCAAAAGCUCUAUGAGGCCGCGCAACUUAAGGCACGCACCGGCGUCAUUCCGUUCUCCCAGGCCGAGUACAUGCUCUGGGAAGAUCAUUGGGUUUUGUGCGCCCAGAAGCUUCAGCAGUGGGAAAUCCUCCAGGAUUUCGCGAAGCACGAAAACUUCCAGGAUCUGCUUCUGGAGUGUGCCUGGCGCAACACGGACAUGUGGCAAGACGCUAAUCACCGGGAGGCCUUGGACAAUGUUAUCAAGGGCGUCAUGGAUGCCCCAACACCGCGAAGAGCCUUCUUCCAGGCUUUUAUGUCUCUGCUCAAGUUUCACAACCAACAGGAGACCAUUGUCGACUUUGCUCGUGUCUGUGAUGAGGCAAUUCAGUUGUCUAUAAGGAAAUGGCAUCAACUCCCCGAACGGCUCACGAACGCGCAUAUUCCCGUCCUGCAAAACUUCCAGCAGCUCGUGGAACUGCACGACGCGAGUGUGAUUUGCCAGAGCCUGGCGAACACAAACUCGUCUAAUUUGGACGUCAAGUCGGGCGAGCUUAAGCUGCUGCUUGGUGCAUGGCGGGACAGGCUCCCCAACGUCUGGGACGAUAUUACCGCUUGGCAAGAUCUAGUCACCUGGCGACAGCACAUCUUUAGCCUGAUCAACCAGACUUACCUGCAGCUUCUUCCGCAGCAGAAUCAGUCGAAUGCCGGUGGCGCCAACUCGUUUGCUUAUCGGGGCUACCACGAGACGGCGUGGAUCAUAAACAGAUUCGCACACGUGGCUCGCAAGCAUAAUCUGCCGGAGGUGUGCAUCAGCCAGCUGAGUCGCAUCUACACCCUUCCGAACAUCGAAAUCCAGGAAGCGUUUCUUAAACUCCGGGAGCAGGCCAAGUGCCACUACGAAAACCCUGAUGAGCUGUCGAGUGGGUUGGACGUCAUUAACAACACUAAUCUGAACUACUUCAACCCACAGCAGAAGGCAGAGUUUUACACCCUCAAGGGCAUGUUUCUUGAGAAGCUGAACCAAAAGGAGGACGCCGACCACGCCUACGGCACCGCCCUAUAUUUUGACAUUGGCGCGGCCAAGGCGUGGGCGGAGUGGGGCUAUUUUAACGACCGCAAGUUCAAAGAGGAUCCUUCAGACUUGAACGCAGCCCGCCAGGCCUUGACCUCUUACCUGCAAGCCGCGGGCAGUUACAAGAAUGCCAAGUCCCGGAAGCUUCUGGCCCGAAUCCUCUGGCUCCUCAGCUUGGACGACUCAAAGGGCACAAUCGCCAUGGGCUUCGACGAUUUCAAGGGCGAGACACCUACGUGGUAUUGGAUCACCUUUAUACCCCAGCUGCUCACCGGGCUGGGCCACAAAGAGGCCCCUCGCGUCUACCAAAUCUUGCUUAGCAUUGCGAAGUCGUACCCGCAGGCUUUGUACUUCCAGCUGCGCACGAAUCGCGAGGAUAUGCACCUCAUCCGGAAGAACCAGGAAGCCAAGGAGCGAAAUCGUCAGCGCGCGCAGUCGACGGCGUCUAAUGGUAAGGCCAGUGCGUCGCCGUCGCAGGCCAAGCAAGAGCCUUCUAAGACGGACGGAGCCUCCUCCCGACCAGGCACUGCCAGCGGUGGAGACUCGACACAGGUCAAGACCGAAGGAAAUGACGCCAAUGCCGCCACGUCUUCGGCCACGCCUGCACCAGCAGCCCCAACGCCGGCCGGAAGCGCCCAAACGACCGGCCAGGGCCAGAAGAAGCCUCCGUGGGACCUCACCGAAGAGAUCAUGGCGGUGCUCAAGACGGCGUUCCCUCUUCUUGCGUUGUCGAUGGAGACCAUGGUGGAUCAAAUCCAAAAGCACUUCAAAUGUCCGCCUGAUGAAGAUGCCUACCGCUUGAUCGUCGCACUUCUCAACGACGCGCUCACGUACGUGAGCCGCACGCCCGCAUCAUUCGCCAAAAGCGUCAAGCUGCCUCCCGCAACGGAGACCAACAUUACUCGAUUUGCCGAGACAAUCUUGCCCAACCACAUCAAGAAAUCGUUUGAGGCAGACUUUGUGGAGGUUAAGCCGACAAUGUACGAGUACAUUCACAAGCUCCGUCGCUGGCGCACAAAGUUUGAGGAGAAGCUGGACCGCCGAGUCUGCCAGUCACCGCUGGAGCAAUUCUCGCCCCAUCUCAGCGAAUUCCGGUACCAGAAGUUCGACGACGUUGAGAUACCGGGCCAGUAUCUGCAGCACAAGGAUAAGAAUCAAGACUUCAUCCGAAUCGAGCGUUUCUUACCGAACGUCGACUUGGUGCGGUCGUACAGCGCGUCGUACCGGCGCCUGAAGAUGCGCGGGCACGAUGGCAGCGUCCACCCGUGGGCAGUGCAGCACCCUGCGGCCAGGCAUUGCAGGCGUGAGGAGAGAAUCCUGCAGCUCUUCCGACAUCUGAACCAGACGCUGAGCCGAAAGAAGGAGAGCAGGCGGCGCGAUCUUCAGUUCACGCUGCCGCUCAUGGUUCCUCUUGCGCCGCACAUCCGAAUCGUCCAGGAAGAUACAUCGUACAUUUCUCUACAGGCGGUGUAUGAGGACCACUGCCGACGCGUCGGCCUGCCAAAGGACGACCCGGUACUCUUCACGCUGGAGAAGCUGCGUGGUGUGCUGGAGACUAAGACUCAGGGCAAGGUCGAACUGACGCCGACGGCGCGUCUGGAGGUGUUCAACGCCGUCCAGGAGAAAUGGGUACCGUCGACGAUUGCGCUGGAGUACUUCCAGCAGGUGUACCCGCAGUUUGCCGAGUUCUGGCUGUUCCGACGGCAGUUCUCGUACCAGCUGUCGGCGCUGACGUUCAUGACGUACAUACUCUACAUGCACAACCGAUACCCGUCCAAGCUCAACAUUGCGCGCGGAUCGGGCAACAUUUGGGGAUCUGAGCUCAUGUCGUUUAUGAGCAACAACAAGCCCUUCUUCACCAAUCCAGAGCCGGUGCCAUUCCGGCUCACGCCGAAUCUGCAAGUGCUCAUGGGCCCGCUAGCGACGGAGGGCAUCUUUGCAUGCUCGCUCAUGGCCAUCGCGCGGUGCCUGACGCAGCCCGAGCACGAGCUCGAGCAUGCGCUGACGCUGUUCGUGCGGGAUGAGAUGAUCUUCUGGCUGACGAGCAGCCACCGGAACGGCAUCAGCGAGAGCCAGCUCCGCGAGACAGUGCAGGUGAACAGCGAUAGUAUCGUCAAGAGGGCAGCGAGCCUGGCGCACAACCCGUCGGGCAACCUGCCUGCGAACCAGACCGUGAUUGACGCCAUCGCCAAGGCCGUUAACCCCAUGCACCUGGCGCAGUGUGACGCACUGUGGAUGCCGUAUCUCUAAAUUUCAAGGCCCAACGGCGUACAGGAGCGCAGGCGGGGAUGGAGACUGGAGUUUUGAUGGGUAAUGGGCGGAGGGGAGUUGUUUCUGGUGGGAAUAGGGGCCCUUGGGAGGCAAUACAGGGCGGACGGCAGGACUGAUGAAUGGAUCAGCAUGGCGUUUGGGAAGGGAAAGCGGCACAAAACGCCAGCUCGUUGUAUCGUUACCGGAGGCGGCUUCUAUCGUAUGACUUGUUAAUUGUACUGUACUGCACGACAUGGAAAAGAGAGUG
Messenger RNA from Purpureocillium takamizusanense, 12171 nucleotides. It is a transcript of the gene TRA1, whose product is annotated as transcription-associated protein 1. Gene Ontology annotation, biological process: DNA repair; regulation of DNA-templated transcription. Gene Ontology annotation, cellular component: SAGA complex; nucleus; NuA4 histone acetyltransferase complex. Gene Ontology annotation, molecular function: protein binding; transcription coregulator activity. The transcript is spliced from 4 exons. NCBI's taxonomy places the organism in Eukaryota, Fungi, Ascomycota, Sordariomycetes, Hypocreales, Ophiocordycipitaceae. The record is from RefSeq and is a predicted model, not a curated record. The coding region runs from base 339 to 11903 and encodes 3854 amino acids.